Acipenser ruthenus (sterlet) is the source of this 9671-nucleotide messenger RNA. Its product is annotated as neural-cadherin-like. Gene Ontology annotation, biological process: adherens junction organization; cell morphogenesis; multicellular organism development. The transcript has 33 exons. Gene Ontology annotation, molecular function: calcium ion binding; cadherin binding. NCBI's taxonomy places the organism in Eukaryota, Metazoa, Chordata, Actinopteri, Acipenseriformes, Acipenseridae. The record is from RefSeq and is a predicted model, not a curated record. Gene Ontology annotation, cellular component: adherens junction; catenin complex; plasma membrane. Bases 188 to 8791 code for a protein of 2867 amino acids.
ACGACUUGCUUAAGCUAGUGAUAUGAGAGACAGCAGCAGAGAAAAGUGCAGUAGCUAUGUCAACAAGAGCAACUUUUUUUUUAAAUGGUUUUACGCGAUAGAUUAACGUGUCAAUAAUUUUGAAGAGGAUCUGCAUUUCCAGCAGGCGCCCCUGUGACGAUCACCGUGGAUAACCUUAGUUAUAAACAUGAUCUGGACCAUUUUACUGUCGUAUUUCAUAUCCUCGGUUUUGGGGGAUCAGACAGAAUUGAGGAAACCCUUCUUCCAUGGCCACGUGUUUGAAAACUCGCCACCCGGGUCCAAAUUAAACGGACUAAGCAUUCCUAUUAAAAGAAUCGACCCACAGAAAUGGUGCUCAAAGGUUGGAGGGGUGCACCUGAUACUGCUUGGAGAAGGUAGUGCUGCGUUUCAUAUGUAUUACCAUCACAAGCACGGUCACAUUUUAAUGAAAACCACUAAAAGCUUGGACAGAGAGGUCCAAUCAGAAUAUGUACUACAGCUCGGUAUAUGCUGUCAAAGUUGUUCGUCAAAAGACAGUAUAGUGGCCGCAGUUGCAUUGCUAAAGGUUGAUGUCUUGGACACUAAUGACCACGAACCUACAUUUAAUAAUACCAAUAUUAAAAUUACUCUGGACGACGCCACAGCCUUGAGAUCAGUGGUCUACAAAGUAACCGCAUGGGAUGCAGACACCGGGAAAAAUGCUGAAUUAUUUUACUCUAUCCAGCCUAAAAACGGAAAUUUCUACGUGGUACCCAAAACAGGAGAAGUUUUACUGGUAGAUUCCAUUCUCGGCUUGGCAAGCCCGGUUACAUUUGACGUUUUCGCAAGAGACCACGGCAAACCGGCUCUUACUAGCCCAAAAAUGGAAGUUGAGAUCUUCCCCCGGCGGUGGUCCCUGGCUGCAGCCGAGACCGAAGAUCAUUACCCGGGUUUACUGAAAAAGCGGAGGUCGCUGUUACAGUCAGAGAACCCGGUGGUCAUAACAGUGUCUGAAGACGCCAGCAUGGGUUCUGUUGUGAUUAGUUUGAACCCUGUCCGGUUCAAGUCUGCUACUUUCGAGUUGAUGUACCCUGCUGUCGAGAACCCUCCAGUCACUGUAACCAGAGACACCGGGGACAUCGUGAUCGCCAGACGGCUGGACAGAGAAACCGAGCCCGUGGUAGAGAUUACAGUUAAAAUACAGGAUAAAAGAGGAGAGGACUGGUACCUGAUUCGUGUGGAGCUGAUAGUCACCGAUGUCAAUGACAACGUUCCGGAGUGGGCUAUCAAGCCGUCUCCGUUCCUCACUGUGGUGUCUUCUGGAGCUUCUCCUGGCACCGUGGUCUUCAGGCUCCUCGCUCGAGAUGGGGACGAGGGAAUCAAUGGCGAGGUUGAGUACUUCCUGUCAGACGGAGGCGACGGACGGUUUGAUGUGGACAGGAAGAGUGGCUUGAUUAAAACCACGGGCCUUCCCCUGCUAAAAGACAAGGAGUACCUGCUGAACGUGUUUGCUGCAGACAAGCUGGGUAACAGGGGGCAGUCGGCAGUGGUAUCUGUUAUAGCAGGACCCCGGGCUCCUCAGUUUACCAACACUUCCUAUUCCAUCUCUAUCCCUGAAAACACUCCUGAGGGACAGCCGUUCCUGGUAGUGACAGCCAAGUCCUUCCAGGAGAAAGCUCUCAUCUACAGCCUCCUCAUCAACCCCAGCAGCCUGUUCAGCAUCCAGAAGGAGACGGGGGAGAUCAGACUGACGCAGAGCAUCGACUUUGAGAACGACCAACACCGUUACCUGCUGCUUGUGAGGGCUACAGAGAGCCAGGACCAGCUGAGCAGUGCAGCUGAGGUCCUAGUUAUGAUCAUGGACGAGAAUGACUGCAUCCCAGAAUUCCUGCAGUCAAUCUACAGCAAAGAAAGCGUCCUGGAGACUGUAACCACGGCAACAUCACUACUUCAGGUGUCAGCCAAUGACUGCGACUCAGGGCUGAACGCUGAGAUCUCCUACUACACGCUGAGCCCUGAUUUCACUGUCUCCGCUCACGGCACCAUCUUCCCAGCCAGGCAGCUGGACUAUGAGAGGCCCAAUCACUUGUAUGAGUUUGUCAUCAUGGCGGUGGACAAGGGGGAUCCCCCCCGGACGGGGACAGCCACCGUCAGGAUACGCAUGUCCAACGUUAACGACGAACCCCCAGAGUUCUCGCAGACCAUCUAUCGAACGUUUGUCUCCGAGGAUGCAGGGCCCAACACUCUGGUCGCGACGGUGCAGGCGAAAGACCCCGACGGAGACGGGCUCACCUACAAGAUCACCACAGGGAACGAGGAAGGAAACUUUGUUAUCGACAGCCAGAAAGGAUUAAUCCGGCUCCGGUCCAGCCCUCCCCCAAGCCUUCAGGGCAUUGAGUACGUUCUUAAUGUCACGGCAACGGAUGACAACGCAUCAGGCGGCCCACACCCCCUUUUCAGCAUGGCCCAGGUGAUUGUGGGAAUUGAUGAUGUCAACAACAACAAACCUAUGUUUGAUAAGUGUCAGAAUUACCGGGAGCACGCCUCUGUGUUGGAGAACCAGCCCGCGGGAACCUUGGUCCUGCAGGUCCAUGCUGAUGAUGCAGACGAAGGUGCCAAUGGGAAGGUCACUUAUGGAUUCAUGCAUAAAGACGGCACGGUGCCAGCUUUCCGCAUCCACUCAGAGACAGGAGUGAUCGUCACCACAAGGAAGUUUGACCGCGAGCAGCAGAGAGAGUAUGCCGUCACCGUCACGGCAACUGACAAGGCCACAGAGCCUCUCAUUGGAAUCUGCCAGCUCAACAUCCUCAUCCUGGAUGAAAACGACAACGACCCCAAGUUUGAAAACCUGCAUUAUGAGUAUUUUCUGAGAGAGGACACUAUGAUGGGAACCAGUUUCCUGCGUGUUGCCGCUCACGAUGAUGAUUACGGCACCAACGCUGUCAUCACUUACUCCAUGUCAGGGGAGCAGCCAGAGUACCUCCGGGUCAGUCCUGUCACCGGCUGGGUGUACGUGAACGAGCCCAUAUCCCAGAGGUCCUACAUCACUCGUGAAAUCAUAGCAACAGAUGGUGGGAACAGGAGCAGUGCGGUGGAGCUGGCUGUAACUAUCACUAACGUGAAGAAUCAGCCCCCUCAGUGGGAGAAAGAAAACUAUGAGGUCGUCAUUCCAGAGAACACCAUGAGAGACACGCCUAUUGUGACUAUAAAAGCCAUAUCACCUCUGGGUGACCCGAGGGUGACCUACAACCUGCAAGACGGACUCGUUCCUGAGACCAACAAGCCAGUGCGUUUCUACCUGACCCCUAACCGCGAGGACGGCUCAGCCUCCAUACUGGUAGCCGAGCCGCUGGACUAUGAGAUCACCAGGAAGUUCAUGUUGAGGGUGCGGGCGCAGAACAUGGCGGCUGUUCCUCUGGCAGCUUUCACCACCGUUUACAUCAACAUCACAGAUGUGAACGACAACGUUCCCUUUUUUACCUCUUCGAUUUAUGAGGCUACAGUCACAGAAGGAGCUGAAUUAGGGACCUUUGUUCUUCAAGUAUCUGCCGAUGACCUUGACUUGGGCCUCAAUGGAAAAAUUUCCUAUUCCCUGUUAAAAGACCGGAGUGGAGACCAUCAAUUUUUCAGAAUCGACCCCGAGACAGGUGCAAUCUACACGGAAGCAGUUUUUGACCGGGAGAUGAAGGGAUCCUAUCUCCUGGAGGUGAAGUCUAUGGAUGGCUGGGAGUCAGCCAGACCAGGAAAACAUGGGAAGGCUAAUUCAGACACGGCAUAUGUGCGCAUUUUUAUCAGUGAUGUGAAUGAUAACAAGCCCAUCUUUGCUCAAAGUGUCUAUGAAGUAAAUGUAGAUGAGGACACAGACGUCGGCUUCGUUGUUAUCACUGUCAGCGCUAAUGAUGAAGAUGAAGGCGCCAAUGCCAAAUUGAGGUACCAGGUUACGUCUGGGAACACUGGAGGAGUGUUCGAUGUGGAGCCGGAGGUCGGUGCUGUCUUCCUUUCUCAAACCCUGGACUAUGAGCAGGUCAAGAGGUACAGACUUCACCUGCUGGCUUCAGAUGGCAAAUGGGAGGACUACGCCGUUGUCAUCAUCAAUGUCAUCAAUAAGAAUGACGAGGCCCCCAUCUUCUCAAUGAAUGAAUACUACGGGAGUGUGACAGAGGAGCUGGAUGGAUCACCAGUGUUCAUACUGCAGGUGACUGCAAUUGACCCUGACAAGGAUGCAGACCAGGGUGCCCUGAGAUACUCCCUGCAUGGACAAGGAGCGGAAAGCGAAUUUAUAAUCAACGAGGUGACUGGAAAAAUCUAUUCGCAAAAGACACUCAAUCGGGAGGAACGGGCAGUCUGGCGGUUUGUCGUGCUGGCGACUGAUGAGGGGGGAGAGGGGCUGACAGGAUUCACAGACGUGAUCAUUAACGUGUGGGACAUUAACGAUAACGCUCCCGUUUUCACCUGCAUGCCGGACAACUGCAAUGGGAAUGUGCUGGAGAACUCUCCGGUGGACACUUCCGUCAUGGAGAUGACAGCUACCGAUCUGGAUGAUACGACCGUGGGUCAUAAUGCCGUGUUGACUUAUAGAAUUGUUGGGAAUGCAAAGAAUGACAUUCAUUUUGACUUGUUCAGCAUUAAUCCUACAACUGGAACAAUCUUUGUAGCAAUGGGGGCUUUGGAUAGAGAAAAGAUGGACAAGUACUUUUUUGUUGUGGAAGCGAAAGAUGGGGGAGGCAUGACAGGAACUGGCACUGCAACUAUCUGGGUGACGGAUGUUAAUGACCAUGCGCCGAAGUUCACCCAACAUUCCAGCAGCGCAAGAAUCUCUGAGAACAGUGACCUGAACUCGGCAGUGCUGGAGGUUUCUGCAACAGAUGCGGAUAUAGGUGAGAAUGCCCAACUGACUUUCAGUAUCAUCGCUGGAGACCCAGAGCAGAAGUUCUACAUUGAGAACCACAAAAAGGAACAACAUGGGACGAUAAGACUAAAGAAGAAACUAGACUAUGAGAAAUUAAAUGAGCAGCGGUUUAAUCUUACCAUUAAAGUGGAAGACCUGGAUUUUUCCAGCGUUGCUCAUUGCAUAGUAGAGGUUGAGGAUUACAAUGACCAUGUUCCAGUUUUCAUUCCCCAAUUCUAUCAGCUCAACCCUUUACCAGAAAAUGCCCAGAUCGGUACCAGUAUUACCAAGAUGACAGCCACUGAUACAGAUUCUGGUCCAAAUGGACAAAUCACUUACAGUAUUCUUGCAGAAUCAGACCCCUACGGGCAGUUUGCUGUUUACCAAGAUGGACAUGUCACGGUUGCAAAAAGUCUGGAUCGUGAAACGGUUGCACAGCAUUAUCUUAUUCUACUGGCCACAGAUCAGGGAAAUCCUGCCCAAACAGGAAGUGCCACAGUGCAGUUGCCCCUGAUUGACGUUAAUGACAACGGACCAGAGUUCGAAGCCGCCUACAUGCCUGUGGUUUGGGAAAACAUCCCGGGGCCUCAGAUUGUUCGAAUGAACCAGACCUCUUUUCUUCUUCACGCGGUUGAUAGAGAUAUCGCUGAAAAUGGCUCGCCCUUUUCAUUUAGCUUGCCUCAGGAGUUUCGAAACAGUACAGACUUUAUCCUGAGGGACAAUGGCAAUAACACAGCCACUAUCACAGCACUGAGGCAAUUUGACAGGGAGGAACAGAAAGAGUUUUAUCUUCCCAUCAUCAUGAAAGACAGUGGGCAUCCUUCAAAGAGUGCUACCAACACUCUGACCAUCACCAUAGGAGACGAAAAUGAUCACCCCCAUGAGCCGGGACACAAGGAAAUCUACAUCAACAACCACAGAGGGAGAAUGUCGACAACUGUUCUGGGUAAGGUUUACUCUCCAGAUCCAGAUGACUGGGACAACAAAACCUAUACCUCUGAGGGACAUGUACCGAAGUACUUCAUUUUGAACAAAAGGACUGGCUUUCUUAUAAUCAAAGAAAAUGCCCCUCAGGGUAGUUAUGAGUUUAAGGUCAGGGUAUCGGAUGGACUCUGGCCCGAUGCUGUAUCGAGUGUAAAAGUCCAUGUCAAAGAGCUCCGAGACGAAGCAAUUUACAACUCUGGCUCCAUACGUCUCUCAGAUAUCACGGCAGAGGAGUUUGUUCAGAAAGGGGAAGAUGACAAGAGCAGGUACGAGACUUUCGAGGAGUUUCUGGCAGAGAUCUUCCCUGCUCCCCCAGACAACAUCAACGUGUUCAGUGUGAUGAACGUGAAAGACAGGAGGACUGACGUGAGGUUCUCUGUGCAUGGCUCCUCAUACUUCAGACCAGAAAAACUGCACGGAUACGUUGCAGCCUACAAACAGGAGCUGCAGUCGGUUCUCCAGUUGAAUGUGACCCAGGUCCAUGUUGAUGAGUGUGUACAGACUGACUGCAGAGACAGCGCUGGCUGCUCCAAUCACCUGACGGUUAGCGACACGCCCACAGUGGUGGAUUCUGGGAACAUGUCCCUAGUCUCUCUGACAGUGGGAGUCGAUGCGGUAUGCACCUGUAGCAGCCGAGAGCAUCUCCACCAAUCGUGUUCCUCUUACCCAAGAAACCCCUGUCACAAUGGCGGCAUAUGCAUGGGCAGCCAAAAUGGAUACAGGUGUCAGUGUCCUCCUCAAUUUGAAGGCCCUGACUGCCAGCAGACCAAACACGGUUUCCAUGGCAAUGGCUAUGCUUGGUUUCCCCCCUUAAGGCCUUGUUUUGAGAGUCACCUCUCUUUGGAGUUUAUCACUGAGGUUGCAGAUGGGCUGCUUCUUUACAGCGGGCCUGUGGCAGAGCCUGGGUUGUGGGACCCUGAAGACUUCAUUGCAAUAGAGCUCAUAAACGGUACUCCAACGCUGAAAGUCAACCAUGGCUCAGGCACACUGGUGCUAAAGCUGCCGAGUCAUGUUAACACAGCUGACAGAAGGUGGCAUCGAUUGGAUGUGAGAGGCAACAGCAAGGAAGUGCGCUUCACUCUGGACCACUGCAGCAGUGGUGAAGUCACAGAGAUCGAGGGUCUGGGAAACUGGCUGUCUUCAGAGGACCACUCCAACUGUGAGGUCACAGGGGAAACUCCUAAUCACGACAGGCACCUCAAUGUGAACCAGGUGCUGCAGCUGGGUGGGGUUAAAGAGGCUCUCCCAUACAGCUACCCUCAGCUACAGCACAAGCACUUCACUGGGUGCAUCCGGAACCUCAUCAUGGACAGCAAGUUCUAUGACCUUGGGUCUCCAGCCGAGUCAUUGAACAGCUCCCCGGGCUGUGUGGUGACCGAUGGCAACUGUGUUAGCAUGGGCUACCCGUCCUGCGGACAGCAAGGGAGGUGCCAAGGGGAGUGGGGCUCCUUCAGCUGCCAGUGUCUGCCAGGGUUCAGCGGGCACCAGUGUGAAAAAGUGACCCCUGAGUACUCGCUAGAUGGCAGGAGCUACAUCCAGUACCAGCUGGCUGCCUCGCUGCCUGCCAGGAAGACCCAGUUGCAAGUCUUGAUCCGGACCCGCAAACACAGCAGUGUCAUCAUGAGCAUGGCCUCAAAAGAGCGAGCCGAGUAUGUCAGACUGGAAGUGUUCGAGGGGCUGUUGUCAGUGUUCUACAAUCUCGGAGAUGGAGACUACAGCAUGAAGCUGCCAUCCUACCGGGUUGACAAUGGGGAGUGGAAUAUGGUGCACCUGGAUCGCCAUGACAACGAGUUUACCCUGCGUCUGAAUGGAGGAGUGGGGCGGAGGGAGCUCAGCUCAGCUCUGGGAACAAGCCGAGAGAUUGUCAUCGACCCUAGUACAGUGGUGGUCGGUAAUGGCUUCCCCACCAGUGACAACAAGAGCUUUCAAGGCUGUAUGCGGGAUCUCCGGCUGAAUAACCGCUACGUGCCUCUGGACUCCAAGAGGACGGAGCUGGCGUCCAUCGUGAGCGCUCAGGGAGUCAGUUUGGGGUGCUCCUCUGACGCCUGUAAGAAGAACAAGUGCAGCCCCCCCUUUGUCUGUGUAGACCUCUGGAGGAUGCACGACUGCAGAUGCCCUACUGGCCACAUACUGAUGGAGAACUCCACUGGCAAAUUCUGUGUCUUCACCUUGUGUGCCAACCGGCCGUGCCACCAUGGUACCUGCAUCGCCCAGUUCCCGUCGAAAUUCAGCUGCCACUGCCCAGAGGGCUACACAGGCCGGCACUGCGAAAUCACGCUGGCUAUAUACCAUGAUGAUGUGGGGCUCAGUUUCAGCUCCAUGUUCGCAAUCUGCAUUUGCUUUCUGGCGCUCUUAGUGCUCCUAUUGGGUAUUUUUCUAUGGACCCGCUGGAGGAGUUAUAAAGGAUUAAAAGAAGGUGUUUAUCAUGUGGCUGCGCACCGUGACGGCUGGGAGGGCACACGUGAGAAUGUGCUGAACUAUGACGAGGAAGGGGGAGGGGAGCAAGACCAGAAUGCCUAUAAUAUGGCUGAACUGCAGAAGUCUCUCCAUCCCAGCCCUGUGCAGUCCGCCUACGCCAAACCUGGAGGGACCCACCAUCAUCACAACAAUGCCCCCCUGCGGAAGGACGUCCCACCACCCAGGGGCCAGAAUCGUGGUCUCUUCAACUCCUCCAGGAAGAGCCUGUCCUUCUCCAGCCAGGACCUGGCUCGCUACCUUUGUGACAUCAUCAGGGACGCAGACCAGCAGCAGGAGAGCCCGCCCUUCGACUCGCUGCAGGUCUACUCCACAGAGGGGGGCGGAUCGCUGGCCGGGAGCCUCAGCUCAUUCAGCUCCGCCGGCAUGGAAGAGGACAAGGGCUAUGACUAUCUCAAGGAGUGGGGGCCCAGAUUCGAGAAGCUCAAAGCACUGUACGAAAGAGCUGAGGCCAGCGAUAUCUGAAGUCUUCACAGGGAAAGACCACAGCAGACAAUAUGCCGAAGGAACUUCAAAAGCAGAGGAGGGCAAAGAGUGGCUCAAAAGUAAAUCUCCCAAGUACUGCAAUUUAUGAAAAGAGCAGAGUUGGGUCAAUCCCAAUGAUGUUUCAAAGACAGAUGACACAGUUCAGUUCAUAAGUAAAUCUCUGAAUAAUUCAAGUACUUUUAAAACUUAAUUGGUUCAUACCAUAUAGAAUGGCUGGAAACACAAAGACAAAUGAACUGAAACUGAAAAUACUUCAGUUCAUGGUGAUUAUGAUGCUGAUGAUAUACUUCAGUUUAUAGGGAUGGCCUGUAAGUGGUCUUAAUGCUCUGUGUGGAGAAGCUAGUAUACUGUUUAUAUUUGGCUACAUUCAGUGUGUAUAUCAGCACAAUGUUCUCUGAGUUUUGUGUGCCACCAGUGGUAAAUCUAAUUUCAGAAAUCGAUAACUUUACUACAUGCUGUACAGUGAGCUCAGCUUUUAAUGCAGAGGAUAUAAACCACAAAACUCACAAUAUGUAUUGACCUCAUUUGUACAUUGCAGUAACAGUCUGUGAAGUAUUACAUGCUACCAAUACAGUGUCAGUGAGUGAGUGCAUCCAAGAAAUUAGACUUUCUCAAAAUGACCUUCUGCUAAACAAAAAGGAAAUCUAGGGGUCAGUUAUUGGUAUUUGUUUCAGUAUGUGAAGUGAAUAUUUGAUGCCAGUUUGAUGCCGGUAUUCGUUAUUUAAUAUUUUUGUUUACCCUGUUUAUCUUGUCUUUGGAAAUAUACAGAAUCGUGAUUGUUUUUUUUGUUUUUUUUGUUAAAAUGUAUUUAAAAUAAAUAUCUCCAAAUGUUAUUUGUAAGUAUUAAAGACUCUUUUUG